AUGGGGCUGGGGGCCUGGCUGCGCUCGCUGGGCGGCUGCUGCGGCUGCUGCGGCGGCGGCGGCGAGGCGGCGGCGGCGGCCGAGAAGGAGCCUCUGCUGAGCAACAACAACCCGUACGCCUCCUUUGGGGCCACGCUGGCGCGGGACGAGGAGCAGAACCUGUGGAGCACCCCCCACGACAUGACCCACACCGAGGCGGAUGACGACCGCAUACUCUACAACAUGAUCGUGGUGAGGAACCAGCUGGACACAGACUCAGAGGAAUGGCAGAAGCUCAAUUAUGAUAUUUAUACCUUACGACAAACCCGAAAAGAAGUGAGAAGCAGGUGGAAACACAUUUUGGAAGAUUUAGGUUUCCAGAAGGAAGCAGACUCCCUGUUAUCAGUGACGAAACUCAGCAUUAUCAGUGAUUCCCAGAACAUGGGCAAAGCCCGGGAGAUCCUGCUAAAGCUCUCUGAAGAGACAAACAUCUUCCCAACCAGCUGGGAGCUUUCUGAGCGGUACCUUUUCGUGCUGGAUCGGCUUAUAGCCCUUGACGCUGCAGAUGAGUUCUUCAGGAUGGCCAGCGUGGUGUACCCCAAGAGACCCAGUGGGGAAAGAGCAGACGACAGUCAGAAGGCAACGCAACACAUUUCUGCGAUGCCCUGAGCAGAUGGCCUCGCGGAUGCGGUGUGAAUGGCACGUUUCCUUCCCUCCUGGCAUCUGGCUCCUCUGCCAAGAGGCUAGCACAAGUAGUGCUGUUCCUUGUUUCCCUUCAGAGAAAGGAGUGGGCCACCCGGAUCCGAGCGUGACCAUCCCCAAGAGGUGCCCCAAGCAGAGCAGUGCGGGAAGGGAGUACUGUGGCCACCAACACGGAGGCGCUCUCAGGGGCAGGGAGCGAGAACCAAUGUAGUCCUGAUGAGAGGCUGCUUGCUGAACCACUCUCUAGGCAAAGGGGGACCCACAGCCAAAGCACUGCUACCAGUAGUUGUCCAAGCUGGGAAGUCCCAAGCUGCAAGCGCCGCGUUGAGAUCUGCAUUUCCACCUUCACUUGGAACCAUUCCCUCCCUUGACCUUCAUAGCCAGGAGCAUGCAGGGAGGAAGAAAGAAUAUACCUCACUCAGCUACAGUUUUGCAGUAUUUCCCCACGCGCUGGUCAUCUUCCCUCUUUCUGACCAACUGCAGCCCCUCUGGGGUGAAGAUGGUCCCAGCUCCCAUUCUCCUGGCACAUUCAGAAAACAGGUUUACAGCUGGGAGAGGAGUUAGCACCAGGCAUUAAAAGCAUUGCAGUGCUAUUAAAGUUGGGUGCUGUGCCCUGGGUCACCAGCAGUGCUGCACCAGAAGGCCAGAGAAUAACCCUUAGCUUUUCAGGGGUGCUGUCAGGGGCAGAAAUUGCAAUGGAGCUCCUCUCCGGCCACCAACGCGAGCCAGGGAGCUCCUACGCUCCUCGCCAACACCAAGGCGUUCACCAUCUGAAGUUAGAUUUUAGGAAGGGGUCAAGGUCAGGCCUGCUGGUAAUUUGGCUCCUGUAAUAUCCUGGACACCCGACACCUUAAUCCAUUUCUGAAAGUUUUAGUUUUAAUUGCAUUAAAAAAAAAAAAAAAAAAAAAAAAAAAAAAGAACACUAAAAAGCCGCAUGUACUGUCAAAAGUAUACAGUCGCUACUGUGAUUGAAGAUUUUUAAUGAACACUCUAUAUCUUCUUGUUAGGUCUGCUAAUGAGCAAUAACUUUAAAACACUGGAUUUGAUAAUUUAAGAGUAAGUAGAAGUUCAUCACUGGUUAAACGUUUGCUGCUAAUUGGCCAGCUGAAAGUGCUGGUUAAACAAGACCUCCCAAAAUAGCAAUACAGAACCUUUACUUGUUUAUACCUACAGUGUUUGAAACACACACACACAUAUAUAUAUAUUUAUGAAUUGUUUGUUUGUCAGUUUUCCUGGAAACUUUUUUUUUUUUGU
Molecule: messenger RNA, 1935 nt
Organism: Rhea pennata
Lineage: Eukaryota; Metazoa; Chordata; Aves; Rheiformes; Rheidae
Gene: MREG
Product: melanoregulin
Exons: 5
Coding region: 1-648 (215 amino acids)
Biological process (GO): melanosome transport; melanocyte differentiation
Cellular component (GO): melanosome
Source: RefSeq, a predicted model, not a curated record